Molecule: messenger RNA, 678 nt
Organism: Vicia faba (fava bean)
Lineage: Eukaryota; Viridiplantae; Streptophyta; Magnoliopsida; Fabales; Fabaceae
Source: the annotation of a GenBank genome assembly
AUGGAGCAUCAUCCUCUCAUCAACGACUGCACUUUCUCUUCUGCUAACCCAUGUUUAUCAGAAAUUUGGCCUCACUUUCCAUCUCAAAACAACAACAAAAGAAACAACUCUCUCUCAAACAAUGACUCUGCCACUAAGCAUAUAAAACUAGCACUACCAGAAGAUGAUCACAACGCGGCGUUUAAACUCGAGCCUGAUACAAAUUCAGUAGAAAAACAACAACAGAAUGUGAAGACUUCUUCUGAACAGCCACCGCCACCGCCACCAAAGCAAGAUUACAUUCAUGUUAGAGCCAGAAGAGGCCAAGCUACUGAUAGUCACAGUCUCGCUGAAAGAGCAAGAAGAGAAAAAAUUAGUGAAAGAAUGAAAAUUCUACAAGAAUUAGUUCCAGGAUGUAACAAGGUAAUUGGUAAAGCACUUGUGCUUGAUGAGAUCAUCAAUUAUAUUCAAUCACUACAACAUCAAGUUGAGUUUCUUUCAAUGAAGCUUGAAGCAGUUAAUUCAAGAUUGAAUAUGCACUCUUCUGUUGAUUGUUUCCCUUUAAAAGAUGUUGGUGCUCAACCAUCUGACCUUUCGGGAAUAGUAUUUGGAUCGCAAGCAGGAAGGGGCUAUGCUCAAGGAUCACAGCCAGGAUGGCUACAUAUGCAGCUAGCGGGUGGUUUAGAUAAAACAUCAUAA